AUGCACGACGACCGCAUCGCUGAGCUCGAGAAGUGCAGUCCACCCUCGUCAAGACCAUCGAGUGCUACGGAGCCCAAGCCUCAAGUAUCUGGCCCACCAGCAGCACCUGAAGGAGGCACAAAAGCCUACCUAUCGCUACUCGGAGGCUCCCUAGGUCUUUUCAUCUCAUUUGGAUGGGUCAACUGUAUUUCCUUGUUCCAGGCUGAAUAUGAGAUCCAUCAGUUGAAGGCCUAUAGCAGCUCGGAGGUGUCCUGGAUCACUUCGUCCGAAUGUGAGAGCCUUCUUCCCCAACCGGCCGUGCAACAACAAGCUUAUUUCAAUCUAGUCUUCUUUAUGCUGUUUAUGUCACCGUUUUCUGGAUAUCUAUUCGACAACUUUGGACCACGAUUGCCGAUCUGUAUCGGUGGAUUGAUGCAUGUGUUUGGCCUCAUGAUGACCAGCUUGUCUAGCAAAUACUACCAAUUCUACUUGGCACAGUCAAUUUGCUCAGGAACCGGCACAUCGCUCAUUUUCACCCCGGCCAUGACUUCUCCUAUGACUUACUUUAGAAAGCGCCGCGCUUUGGCAGGAGGAUUGACCGUUGCAGGUUCGAGUUUGGGUGGUGUGAUAUUUCCCCUUAUGGUCAACAACCUUCUUUCGGAGGUCGGCUUUGCAUGGACGAUGCGAAUCUGUGCUUUCUUGAUCCUUGGGCUUUGGGCCAUUGCACUGCUCACUAUCUCCUCCAACUUGCCUCACACUCGCAAGGAGUUCAACCUUACGAACUACCUUCGGCCUUUUACGGAAUUCAACUUCUUGAUUUUGUUGGCGUUCUGCUUUUUUCUUUACUGUGGGCCGCCCAUCAUUAUGUUUCAUCGUUACAUAGCUAACCAGGGAUUAGGGGGAUUGUUUGUCCCAUUCGACUACCUUGUCCUGUCUGCUAUGCAUAACGGGAUGUCAAUGACUAUGGCCUACAACCUGAUUCCCAUCAUGAACGGAGCGAGCUUCUUUGGACGUACGAUUCCCAAUGGCCUUGCCGACAGAUAUGGUCGUUUCAAUGUGCUUAUCAUCAUGGUCCUUUUCACUGGUGUUAUCACUCUGGCCUUGUGGUUGCCAGGUCGCAGUAACGCAGCCAACAUUGUCUUUGCCGCUUUGUUUGGUAUCGGAUCUGGCACCACCAUUGGCUUGACACCGCCUCUUGUAAUGACUCUCUAUCCACCCCAGGAGAUUGGGUUUCGAAUUGGGUUGGCUCUUGCUAUUGCGGGCAUUGGUACCCUUACGAGCCCUCCGAUUGCUGGUGUAAUUGCAGGGACAGAUGGAGGCUCUUUCCGUUUUGCGGCCUUAUUCAGUGGCAUGAACUUCAUGGUCGCAACACUUUUUUUGAUAUGGCUGAGGGGAAGAGUUUCUGGUUGGCAUCUCUUCGUAAAAGCUUGA
Messenger RNA from Penicillium coprophilum, 1410 nucleotides. Its product is annotated as Major facilitator superfamily domain general substrate transporter. NCBI's taxonomy places the organism in Eukaryota, Fungi, Ascomycota, Eurotiomycetes, Eurotiales, Aspergillaceae. The transcript has 2 exons. Gene Ontology annotation, cellular component: fungal-type vacuole membrane. Gene Ontology annotation, molecular function: transmembrane transporter activity. Bases 1 to 1410 code for a protein of 469 amino acids. Gene Ontology annotation, biological process: transmembrane transport. The record is from RefSeq and is a predicted model, not a curated record.